ACCUGGCGCCUCAUCCGCUGGAGUUGUUGUUGAAUCUCAAAAAUCAGCAGAAUCCAAUCUCAAGUGGAAACUAAAUUGGGAUUUCAUAUUUAUAAUUAAAUUGGUGCUUAAUUAGUCAACUUAUAAAUUGUUCUGGUCGUGUGGCGAAGAUGUCGAGUUUCAAAAUCGCUCUAAUCCAGUUGGCCGUGACUGCCUCCAAGUCGGAUAACCUACUCCGUGCUGCGAAACUUAUUCGAGAAGCGUCUGAAAAGGGGGCAAAGGUUGUCAGUCUUCCGGAAUGUUUCAACUCACCGUAUGGUAUAAAAUACUUCCCAGAAUAUGCUGAAAAGGUGCCAGAUGGUCCGUCUUGUGAGGAGUUAUCAAAGUGUGCCAAAGACAAUAAAAUAUACCUGAUUGGAGGCUCUAUUCCGGAAGAAUCGGACGGGAAACUGUUUAAUACUUGCACUAUUUGGGGUCCCACCGGCAAACUGUUGGGGAAGCAUCGUAAAGCUCACCUUUUUGAUAUUGACAUUCCUGGCAAAAUUACCUUCCAAGAGUCCAAAGUGCUUUCUCCCGGGAAUCAGAUGACCAUCGUUGCCACAGAAUAUUGCAAAAUUGGGAUUGGAAUUUGUUACGAUAUGAGGUUUCCGGAAAUGGCGAAAAUAUAUACGGACAGCGGGUGUGAUCUUCUCAUCUAUCCGGGAGCCUUCAACAUGACGACGGGACCGGCCCACUGGCAAAUUUUGCAACAAGCUCGAGCAGUCGAUAAUCAGGUUUUCAUGGCCACGUGCGCUCCAGCGAGAGACGAAACUGCAGAUUAUGUAGCGUGGGGACAUUCCAUGGCUGUGAGCCCAUGGGGGAAAAUUUUAGCCGAGGCGGAUGCCGGCGAAACAAUUGUUUAUGCCGAUAUUGAUUUGAGUCAAGUUGCUGAAAUUCGGAAACAAAUUCCUAUCCGGAUACAAAAACGGGACGACAUUUAUAAACUUGUUGAGGAAAAGUGAAGAUAUUAAACAACAAAGAGACUAAUAAAAUGAUCAAAUAGCUACUAGUCUAAUCAAAGAAUAUUAUGCAAAUGUAACAAAUUAAUAUAUUUUUGAGUGUGAUGUUGUUUAAAUAAACAUACGACCCGUACACUUUGUAA
This is a messenger RNA of Folsomia candida, 1120 nucleotides long. RefSeq names its product omega-amidase NIT2. Lineage: Eukaryota; Metazoa; Arthropoda; Collembola; Entomobryomorpha; Isotomidae. The transcript is spliced from 6 exons. Gene Ontology annotation, biological process: oxaloacetate metabolic process; L-glutamine metabolic process. Gene Ontology annotation, cellular component: mitochondrion. Gene Ontology annotation, molecular function: omega-amidase activity. The coding region runs from base 150 to 980 and encodes 276 amino acids. The record is from RefSeq and is a predicted model, not a curated record.